Rodentolepis nana is the source of this 1017-nucleotide messenger RNA. NCBI's taxonomy places the organism in Eukaryota, Metazoa, Platyhelminthes, Cestoda, Cyclophyllidea, Hymenolepididae. The record is from the annotation of a GenBank genome assembly.
AUGAAUUGUCUUCGUAGAGUUGGGUUUUCUCUUACUCGAGCUGUUAAACAGUUCUCUACUUCCUCUCAAAAUUCCCAAAAAGUUGCGAUUUUGGGUGCUGCUGGAGGCAUUGGCCAGCCUCUUGCACUUCUUAUGAAACAGUCCCUAUUUGUUUCUGAAAUUGCUUUGUAUGACAUUGCCAAUGCCGCUGGAGUUGCUGCUGAUCUGAGUCACAUCGAGACUCGCCCUACCGUCUCUGGACAUACUGGACCUGAAAAUCUUCAAGCUGCUCUUUGUAGUUCAAAAGUGGUACUUAUUCCAGCUGGCGUUCCCAGGAAACCAGGAAUGACUCGCGAUGAUCUUUUCACUACCAACGCCUCCGUUGUGGCUGAUCUUGUUAGAGCUUGUGGCAAGCACUGUCCGGAGGCAAUGAUUUGCAUUAUCACCAAUCCGGUCAAUAGCACCGUACCAAUUGCUGCUGAAAUUCUUAAGAAAGAGGGUGUUUACAAUCCCAAACGGCUUUUUGGUGUGACCACUCUCGAUAUUAUCCGUUCGAAUACUUUCAUUGCUCAGGCUAAGAAUCUGGAGGUUACAAAGGUAUCGUGUCCUGUUAUUGGCGGCCAUUCUGGAACUACUAUUAUUCCAGUCUUCUCACAAUGCACCCCUGCAGUUAAUUUCCCUCAAAAAGUACGCGAGGAACUGGUCACUCGCAUUCAAAACGCUGGCACUGAAGUUGUGAACGCGAAGGCUGGCGCUGGUUCAGCAACUCUUUCAAUGGCCUAUGCCGGUGCUCGUUUCGCCAAUUCCCUUCUUCACGCAAUGAAGGGUCACGCUGACAUAGUUGAAUGCUGCUUCGUAGAAAGCGAUGUAGCUGAAACGGAAUUCUUUGCCUCACCAGUCCUUCUUGGUCCCAACGGUGUUGAAAAAGUUUUCGGUGCUGGCAAGCUGAAUGAAUUCGAGAUUGAAUUAUUGAAGAAUGCGAUGCCAGAAUUGAAGAAGAAUAUACAGAAGGGCAAGGAGUUCGCUGCUAAAUAUUAA